AUGGUUGCGCUACUUCGUACUUUGGCUUUGGCCGCUGUAGCGGUCGCCGUUCCUCUCGAGGUUGGUGUCUCUCUCGGCACCACCGAUGCUGCUCCUCAAUGCAGCGGCGACAAGUUUUCGCAGACUCGCCCGCCCCGGAACGCCGUGGUUGUCGACGCUUCCGGCAAACAGCCAAACAGCUUCCCUACCGUUAACGAAGCAGUUGCAGCUCUGAAGAACGUUACGGAUGAACAGUCCGUCUUCAUCUACCCUGGAAUUUACGAGGAGCAGGUUCGCAUUCCGGCCCACCUCGGACCUAUCACCAUCCGAGGCUACACUUGCGAUAGCCGUACAUACGCAGGCAACCAAGUGACCCUGACGGGCAAGCUUAACCGCCAAGUGCCCAACAUCACCAGCAAUGAUGGAACCGCAACUCUCCGCAUCUGGACGCCCAAUGUGAAGCUGUACAACCUGAACGUGGCCAACACCGCCGGACAGCAGGCCAAGAACGGCCAAGCUCUCGCCAUCAGCGCGCAGAAGACCAAUUUCGGUGCUUACGCAUGCAAGUUCACCGGCUACCAGGACACCGUCUAUGCCAACGUGGGCCGCCAGAUCUACGCUCAGACGUACAUCAACGGCGCUGUUGACUUCAUCUUUGGACUUAACGCGUCGGCCUGGUUCGAGGGCUGCGACCUGGAAGUCAUCGGCAAGGGCUGGGUCACUGCCAGCGGUCGUGAUUCCGCCCAGAACCCUGCAUGGUUCGUCUUCAACAAGACCAGGGUCUUCGGUGACCAAAAGGGCUUGGCUUUCCUGGGACGACCUUGGAGGACCUUUGCCAGAGUCUUGUUCCAGUACAGCGACUUGAGUGAUGUUGUGCAGCCGGCUGGCUGGGCUCCCUGGGACGCGACCUCGAGCUUGGCGAAUGUUGUCUUUAACGAGUACAAGAACACUGGCCUUGGCGCUGCUGGCCAAAGAGCCAACUUCAGCUCGCAGAUUGAUGCGCCCGUUAAGGCGGAAACAGUGCUAGGAAAGGGAUUCGACAAGGAGUGGUGGGUUGACAAGAGCUACUUGUAA
Colletotrichum truncatum is the source of this 1053-nucleotide messenger RNA. RefSeq names its product pectin methylesterase. Gene Ontology annotation, biological process: pectin catabolic process; cell wall modification. Gene Ontology annotation, molecular function: pectinesterase activity. The record is from RefSeq and is a predicted model, not a curated record. NCBI's taxonomy places the organism in Eukaryota, Fungi, Ascomycota, Sordariomycetes, Glomerellales, Glomerellaceae.